GCCCCCGGCGCUGCCCACGCCCUCCGCCCGCCCGGCAGCCAGCGCCGCGCCGGGCCUCGCUCCCCGUGCGUCCUGCGGGGGCGGCGGCGCGGAGAGGCGGCAAGCGCAGCCGGGGAGUGGGGGGCAGAGGCACAGACAGAGGCGCGGAGGCUCGGAGAGAGGAGACGUGGAGGGAGGGACGGAGCCCGGACAGCGGCGGACACGGCAGCGCGCGCCAGGCGCCGAGCGCUGGGCACCGAGAGGGGCAGCCCCUGUGGCCUCCGGCCGUCCAUGCACAGAGCGCCCUCCCCCACAGCCGAGCAGCCGCCGGGCGGAGGGGACUGCGCCCGCCGGACCCCGCAGCCCAGACCCAAGCCCAGUGCCCGAGCCAUGGCACUGCCUCGGACACUGGGGGAGCUGCAGCUUUACCGGGUCCUGCAGCGCGCCAAUCUCCUUUCCUACUAUGAAACCUUCAUCCAGCAGGGAGGGGACGACGUGCAGCAACUGUGUGAGGCUGGCGAGGAAGAGUUCCUGGAGAUCAUGGCACUCGUGGGCAUGGCCACCAAGCCCCUCCAUGUCCGCCGCCUGCAGAAGGCACUGAGAGAAUGGGCCACCAAUCCAGGGCUCUUCAGUCAGCCAGUGCCUGCUGUGCCUGUCUCCAGUAUCCCACUUUUCAAGAUCUCUGAGACUGCAGGCACCCGGAAAGGAAGCAUGAGCAAUGGGCAUAGCAGCCCAGGGGAAAAGGCAGGCAGUGCCCGCAGUUUUAGCCCCAAGAGCCCCCUUGAACUUGGAGAAAAGCUGUCACCACUGCCUGGGGGACCUGGGGCCGGAGACCCCCGGAUCUGGCCAGGACGGAGCACUCCAGAGUCCGACGUUGGCGCGGGAGGAGAAGAGGAGGCAGGCUCUCCCCCCUUCUCCCCACCUGCAGGGGGAGGAGUCCCGGAGGGGACCGGGGCUGGGGGGCUGGCAGCAGCUGGGGCUGGGGGUGGUCCGGAUCGCCUGGAACCAGAGAUGGUGCGCAUGGUGGUGGAGAGUGUGGAGAGGAUCUUCCGGAGCUUCCCAAGGGGGGAUGCUGGGGAGGUGACGUCCCUGCUGAAGCUGAACAAGAAGCUGGCGCGGAGCGUGGGGCACAUCUUUGAGAUGGACGACAGCGACAGCCAGAAGGAGGAGGAGAUCCGCAAAUACAGCAUCAUUUACGGCCGUUUUGACUCCAAGCGGCGGGAGGGCAAGCAGCUCAGCCUGCACGAGCUGACCAUCAACGAAGCUGCUGCACAGUUCUGCAUGCGGGACAACACACUUUUACUGCGGAGGGUGGAGCUCUUCUCCCUGUCGCGCCAAGUGGCCCGAGAGAGCACCUACUUGUCCUCGUUGAAGGGCUCCAGGCUUCACCCUGAAGAACUGGGAGGCCCUCCACUGAAGAAGUUAAAACAGGAGGUUGGAGAGCAAAGUCACUCGGAACUCCAGCAGCCUCCACCAGGCCCUGAGUCCUAUGCACCCCCAUACCGGCCCAGCCUGGAGGAGGACAGCGCCAGCCUGUCUGGGGAGAGUCUUGACGGACACUUGCAGGCUGUGGGGUCAUGCCCAAGGCUGACGCCGCCCCCUGCUGACCUGCCGCUGGCAUUGCCAGCCCAUGGGCUGUGGAGCCGCCACAUCCUGCAGCAGACACUGAUGGAUGAGGGGCUGCGGCUAGCCCGCCUCGUCUCCCACGACCGCGUGGGGCGCCUCAGCCCCUGUGUGCCUGCGAAGCCGCCUCUCGCAGAGUUUGAAGAAGGGCUGCUGGACCGAUGCCCCGCCCCAGGACCCCAUCCUGCCCUGGUGGAAGGUCGCAGGAGCAGCGUCAAAGUGGAGGCGGAGGCCAGCAGGCAGUGAGGGGUGCGCUGGUGUCCUCAGACCCAGGACUCGGGCUUCUGGCUCACAUGGACUCUGACAUUCUCCGUCCCUGGCAUCUAGUCACAACCCUGGAUCCUUCAGCUGCCCUUCUCCUGCCUCCCCACCUGCUCCAUGGGCAUAGAACUAUGGGGCUUCAAGCAAUAACGAGCAGGGGCCUGGCAAGAGGACACAAGGAGGGUGCGUGGUGCCCCUUCACCCUUGCCUAGAGCAAGGGGGCAAGGACUCUGUCUCCAGGGUAUCUGGGGUUCUCCCCUCCCUUACACAACACACUCCCAUUCUCUGUAGCUUGAACCAGUGGUAUGAGCAGUUGGAUUCAGUUUGGACAUGGGGGAAAGGGGACUUCCCUGGGAAGGUCCAACAGCUAAAAAUGGCAAUGUUUCCCCCCAGAACUGGGGGCCUGGGAACACUGGACCUCCUCCUCCCCUCUGCCCCCCCAUUUUUGUGCUUCUAGUUUGUUUCUUUAAUUUAACAAGUGCUGCAGUUUGCCCACCUAUCCCCAUCUUUCCCCCAAGUCCUCAGCAACUUUUUCCCUCCUGCCCUCUUGGGGGGUAGGGGGGAGGGUGAAUGUGGGGUCCCCUCAACCGGCCCCCUCAGGAGGCCUGGGUUGGACUCAGGGUCUCCCUCAGCUGGGGGCUGGACCGCAGCACCUGUCUGAGCAGUUAGAGCGUCUUUCUUUUCAGAUCAUGUACAGUAGAUUAUUUAUUUUGUUAUUUUGGAAUAAAAUUUAUUUUAUGGCUUAGGAUCGAUGACCCCCCCCCCCAAGAGGGAGAAAGGGUGGCACGGGAAUGGGGCAGUGGAGGGAAGCUGGCAGUGAAUGGGCAAAGAGAAAAGCAGCAGCAGGGAAGGCCCCCUAAUUCACUCAGAGGACCUCAUGCCCGGGCCUGGGUCCCAGACUCACCCCUGGCCUUUGGGCAAGAUUGGCAGGGUUGAGCCACCAAAGCUAGAGCCACAUACAGAUGUCACAGCCACACAGACCCACGGGGGCCACGGUCCUACAAAAGCUGAGUACAUCUGGGUUAGCGUGCAUUAGAGAAGCUAGCGCAUUCGCU
Mustela erminea (ermine) is the source of this 2918-nucleotide messenger RNA. It is a transcript of the gene NAB2, whose product is annotated as NGFI-A binding protein 2. The record is from RefSeq and is a predicted model, not a curated record. Lineage: Eukaryota; Metazoa; Chordata; Mammalia; Carnivora; Mustelidae. Gene Ontology annotation, molecular function: transcription coregulator activity; transcription factor binding. Gene Ontology annotation, biological process: negative regulation of DNA-templated transcription. The transcript is spliced from 7 exons. Gene Ontology annotation, cellular component: nucleus. Bases 271 to 1848 code for a protein of 525 amino acids.